AAGCCGGAAGUGCGGUCGGGCGGCGAUGGCGGCGGCCGUGUCGUCGCUGAGCAGUUUGGGGAUCCCCGAUGGCGACGGAGGGAGCUCCUCGGAGGAGGAGGAGGCGGGCCCCAGCGCGGCGGCGGCGGCGGCGGCGGAGCAGCGGCGGGAGGAGCGGCUGCGCCGGUUCCGGGAGCUCCACAUGAAGCGGUAUGAGGCUUGCAAGCUGAACAGCCAAGAAGUGGUGGAGGAAGACAAAAGACUUAAAUUGCCACCAAACUGGGAAGCUAAAAAAGCUCGGCUGGAGUGGGAGCUGAAGGUGCAGGAGAAGAAGAAGGAAUGUGCAGCGAGAGGAGAGGACUAUGAGCGAGUCAAGCUGCUGGAGAUCAGCGCUGAGGACGCCGAGAGGUGGGAGAGGAAAAAGAAGAAGAAAAAUCCCGACCUGGGCUUUUCAGAUUACGCGGCGGCGCAGCUGCGCCAGUACCAGAGGCUGACGCGGCAGAUCAAACCUGACCUGGAGCAGUACGAGAAGCUGAAGGAGCAGUACGGGGAAGCACUUUAUCCCACCUCCGACAGCCUCCUCCACGGAACUCACGUGCCAUCCAAGGACGGGGUUGACAGAAUGGUCGCAGAUCUUGAAAAACAGAUCGAGAAGCGGGAGAAGUACAGCCGGCGGCGACCCUACAACGACGACGCCGACAUCGACUACAUCAACGAGAGGAACGCCAAGUUCAACCAGAAGGCAGAGAGGUUCUACGGGAAGUACACGGCCGAGAUCAAACAGAACCUGGAGAGAGGGACGGCUGUCUGAGGCAGCUCCACAGCACACAGCCCUGUGCAAGGGGAGUGCAGAUUUUACAGGCAGUUUUAUAAAAAAAAGCAUUAUAGGUGUCGCUUUCUGGAAUCUGUGGUGGGUUGAAUGGAAUAGAAGUGAUUUGUGUUACUGCAGCUGUACACUGCUUUUACUUGCAGGAGUAACCAGCUCGUGCAAUCUUGUGUUCGAAAUAAAGACCAGCUUUAGUCUAA
Messenger RNA from Corapipo altera (White-ruffed manakin), 1005 nucleotides. It is a transcript of the gene SYF2, whose product is annotated as SYF2 pre-mRNA splicing factor. The transcript has 7 exons. The record is from RefSeq and is a predicted model, not a curated record. Lineage: Eukaryota; Metazoa; Chordata; Aves; Passeriformes; Pipridae. Gene Ontology annotation, cellular component: Prp19 complex; post-mRNA release spliceosomal complex; catalytic step 2 spliceosome. Bases 26 to 790 code for a protein of 254 amino acids.